Molecule: messenger RNA, 1406 nt
Organism: Silurus meridionalis
Lineage: Eukaryota; Metazoa; Chordata; Actinopteri; Siluriformes; Siluridae
Gene: kti12
Product: KTI12 chromatin associated homolog
Exons: 9
Coding region: 78-869 (263 amino acids)
Source: RefSeq, a predicted model, not a curated record
UCACGACGGCAAGUGCAUUUAAACUAAAAAACGGACGUGUGUUAAAUCAAUUUCUUAGUCACACACAUUUCGCGAAAAUGCCGUUAAUUAUAAUAUGUGGUUUUCCAUGCAGCGGCAAAAGUCGUCGAGCUAACGAAUUAAGGCAUUACUUCGCCGAAAAUACAGAUAAACAAGUUGACAUAAUUGGAGAUGAAAUGCAGAGCAUUGAUAAGAACUCAAUGUAUGCAGACUCGCAGAGAGAGAAAAAUCUGAGAGGUUCUUUGCGGUCUGAAGUCGAGAGGAAAAUCAACAAAGAUGAUAUUGUUAUUCUGGAUUCAAUGAAUUACAUUAAAGGUUACAGAUAUGAACUCUUUUGUCUCAUAAAGCAUGUACAGACACCACACUGUUUGGUCUACUGUUUGACAUCUGCUGCACUGAGUGCAGAGUGGAACAAGGAAAGAGAAGCAAAUUAUCAAUAUUCCCAGGAAAUUAUGGAUGCUCUAAUUCUGAGAUUUGAAGCCCCCGAUUCAAGAAAUAGGUGGGAUAGUCCUCUCUUUACUGUUCAGAAAGAGGACAAACUUCCAUUUGAAGCCAUUUCUGAUGCUAUUUUGAAAAGAAAAGUACCACCUCCUAACCAGUCUACACAAAGUUCACAGAAGCAAACAACUCUUGGACAGCGAGUCGAUGACAGCUUUGUUCUGUUACUAAGUCUAUUGUCAGAGUGUUCCAAGCCAGAAAUUGAUAUUUUCACAAUACCUUAUACCCAAACAACUAUUGAGAACUACACUUAUGUCGAAAUACCUCCACUUUCUGCUUUGACUGACAACAGACCACUGGAUUUCUUCAUGGCAAGAAACGGUAUUUUGCUGGUUGGAGAGGAGACGACAUAAGCGGUGGGAGAGGAAGUGAAAGUGCUGCAAUCAGGCGGGUGUCCGUGCUAGGCUAAAGGCUAACCCCAGAUGGCCAUUCUCCUGUCCAUUCUACUUUCAAAUGUCUGCUCCCUGGACAAUAAAUUGGAUUUCAUUCGACUACAGUGGACCACGCCGCGAUAGUUUAGAGACUGCUGCGUCUUUGUUUUCAUGGAGACAUAGCUCAGCGACAGAGUUCUGGAUGCCGCCAUCCAGCUAGAUGGGCUUACCACGUUUUGUGUCGACAGAAACGCAGCUCUGUGCGUCAACACUCACGGGUGGCGUGUGUGUUCAUAUCAACACAGAAUGGUGCAAGAAUUCUGUGCUUGUCUCCUGCUUUUGCUCAUCGCUAGUGGAGUUCGUGACUAAGAUACAGUCCAUUUUAUUUACCAUAGGAAUUCACCACUGACCACUGAUCAAUGAGAGUGGUGAACACGCUGGAUCUUGUUUACAUCAUCUCCACCACCACACUGAGCAGUGGGGCCCCUCACGGCUGUGUGCUCAGCCCUCUGCUGUUCA